Molecule: messenger RNA, 708 nt
Organism: Symbiodinium sp. CCMP2592
Lineage: Eukaryota; Dinophyceae; Suessiales; Symbiodiniaceae
Source: the annotation of a GenBank genome assembly
AUGGACGUCUCCAGUAUGAAGUGCAGUACCUUCUCCGAGCUCAUGGGGCGCGCUGCAGAAAGCUUCGGGCGUGUGGAUGUGGUGGUGGCCAAUGCCGGGACAGGUGUUGCAAAGUUGCUUGUUGGGUCGGAGCUGACCCAGCUUGACGACUUGAUGGAGGCGCAGAUCUCGACAAAUCUUAUGGGCAGCCUCAGAUGCGCCAUUGCUGCGGGCCAAGUGAUGGCCAGCGACGGCCAAGGUGGUCGAAUUUGCAUCGUGUCCUCGGCGGCUGGCUUGAUCUCCUUGCCAGGCUACUCCAUCUACUCUGCCACCAAGUUUGGACACCGAGGCUUCCUAGCGGGUGCCUACCACGAGCUGCGCCGACAUGGUGUCCAUCUCUCAGUCUACUAUCCAGGUAGUAUCAACACUCCGGGCUUUCAAGAAGAAAAACGACAGAUGCCGCCGGUCACCUUGAGGAUUGAGUCACAAUGCUCCGAUGUCUCAAGCGCUGAGAGCGUGGCGGACAUCCUGCUCAGAGGCAUCGAGAAUGGAACAAAGGAGAUCACCAACGAGCUUCUACCUUCUCUAGUUGUGGAGGCGCCCACUGGAUGUGCGCCCUUGGAUGCUGUCGUGGCAGCAGUGACACAGCUCAUCCGAGCUGGCUGGUCGCAGUACCUCCACCUGAUGUCGAAGUGGUACGUGCCAAGCCUGGUUCGACAUGGUGACUGA